Stylonychia lemnae is the source of this 3747-nucleotide messenger RNA. NCBI's taxonomy places the organism in Eukaryota, Ciliophora, Spirotrichea, Sporadotrichida, Oxytrichidae. The record is from the annotation of a GenBank genome assembly.
AUGAGUUCAGCCCUAACUAACUCAAGCUCUGGCUCUAGUGUUUCAACCCUUGAUAAGCACCAGAAGAGUCUAGAGAACUUCUAUAAUAUUAAGACGCCCCACCCUAAGAAAGAAUCUUCAGCUACUGAUUCAGAAUAUUUUGAAUACUAUCAAUUUCCCAUGGUAUUUAGACAGAAAAUCCUCUACAGAAAGCAAUAUGAACAGAAUCACAAGCCAGAUAAAAACCUUCUAAAAUGCAAUCAUGCAAUAAAAGUGGUAGCUUCACGUACUACAAGGCAAGAAGAUAGGACUGAUCUUAUAGAGGAGUUUGAUCUAGGCUAUUUGGCUGUAGAUUUUUCCUUCAACAUGUCAAUAAUUCUGAAUGAGAAUAGGGAAUAUUUCAAGAUUGAUUGCAAAUUUACAAACUCGCCUAAGACUGAUAUGAUAGAUAUAGCUGUAGGUUUUCUUGACCACAUUUUGAAAGAUUAAAAAAUCAAAGAUAGUGCUAUAAGUGACUAAGUAGAGUCUGGCUGUAGUAGCUACAGUGUCAAGGACUUCUGGGGUAUGCCGAAGAUACUAUAGAAAGCUUUUAAAUAAAUUGACAUUCAUAAUAUCAAUAAGGAAGUUGGAUUCGAGUUUUACGCUAAAAGUAAUAAUGAUUAAAAUGAUCUGAUUCUCGAGCAGGCAUAGCUAAAGGAGGAAGCUGGACAUUUUGAUUACUUCAAAGAGUAUGUACCUCCAGAAUCACUCUGCUUAUCAUAGUCUGAAGCUAGUACUGAAAUACUCUCAAGUAUCAAAGAAGAGAUCAUCAAUUCAUAAACAUCAAGUUUGAGUUAGAAAACUUAUUAAGAGUCACUUUAAAACUACAAAUAACCCAUCGAUGAAGAUAACAGGAAUUUUGACUUGGUUCUCUAAACAGUUCUCAAAUAUGAAAAUCUUUUUACUGAAGAUGAGAAAUCCCUUAUUUACUUGUUUAUGGCUCAAGAAAAUCAGGUGAAAACUCUAUAUGCUCGUAUGUUUUUCCGAAGGAGAUAUUGGUUCAAUAAUCAUAUUCUCUCUAAGUAUACCUCUAACUCAGAAUAAAUCGAGACUUCUGUUUAGAGACUUUAUAAAAAUGGCUUUGUUAGGAAUGACCAAGAUGUGGUUUAUGAUAACGAUUUUGAGAGGAUUAGUGAGUUAAUUGAAAAUGGCAUUAAUAUAUCAGGCAUAAAAAUACUUGAAUCUGAAAUAAAAAAGAUUAUUAGAGGAUAGAGUAGAGACGAUUUGCCUCAUGAAUUCGACCUGAUUCAUGUGAAUAACUUUUACCAGCUUAAACAUACCUUUGAAGGACCACUUGCAGAGACAUGCAUAAAAGCAAGUUAAAAAAUAUCAUUAUGGAUAAGGUAGAUCUCAGAGGAAAACAUCUAGAGUGGGAAAAAGGUUCUCUUUUUUAGAGAUAAUCAAAUGUCUGAUAAGCUUAAAAUGACAAAUAGGAUUAUGAGUAGAAUUAUGAAUACUCUUGGGGAGAAAAAUGAUAAUUCAUUCGGCUCAAGUAAGAUUAAUGCAACCACAGCAGCCUCUUCAUUACUAUCUUUCAUGAAAUUAUCUAAUGAAAUCAGUAAGAAGCUUAGUAAGGGUGACAAUCAGUUAAAGGAAAGAAUCUUGGAUGCCUUUUAUAAGGCAAACGAUAAUAGUAGAACCUACUACUUAGAGGAAAAAAGUAGGUCACUGUUCUAUAGAUGUUUAAGAUUAUUCUUUUUUUAUCAAAAGAAAGAUGCCUAUGAGACUCUUUUGGGCCAUGAUUAUGGCUUUUAUAGAUACGAGAAAUUUUAAAACUACCUCUCUGAUAAGGACAGAAACCCAGACAAUCAUAAUUUAAAGCCAAUAUUCUAGAAUAGAGAUGAUUUCAUCACUUUUGAUGAAUCUAGCUAGAUCAUUGGAGCUACCUUUGAUUUCUUGUCAAUAAAUUUGAAAAGAAGAGACUUAGAGUGCAAAUUGGCGACUAAAAUAAUAAAGAGGACUUUAAGGAUUUUAGGGGUUGAGUACAGGAAGGAUAACAGAGAAUUCUUGUUAUUUGACAACUUAAGAGCACUUCAUUAGGAUUCUGAAGUUGGAACCAAAGUAUCAGAUGAUAAGCAUUAAUUUAUUGACAGAUAUAGAUCAGAAUGGUCAUAUCUCAGGAUUUUAGAUGCUCUAUUUCCAAUCUUAGAAAAGGAUAAGCAAUAUCAAAUCAGCGCUAUUACACUUAUCUUCCUUCUGCAGAAUAAGAUAUUUUACACUCAAAGAGGUAAAUGGUGGCACAGGCUAGCUGUUAAUUUAAAGCAUAUGAAAAAUAAGAACGAUGCCCUAAAGACUUGUGACUUAGCUCUCAGAGAUGAGUUUGUUAAAGGGGACAAAAAGAAUAUGAUUCUAAAGAUAAGACUCAAUUUAUUUGUCGAAAUAAAUAGAUAGUAAGGUAAAUUGUUGCUAAAAAAUAGUAAGGCUAAGGCCAAGCUGAAAGGAAAGAAGGAUAAACUGUAAAUCAAGAAGAAGAAAAGUUCUAAAACUGAUAACAUUCACAUGAUGGAAUAAUUAAAUAAGUCAUUCGCUUAGUCCCAAGGGAUUAUAAGAGAUAUGAAAAGAAAAUUAAACCGAAUAACGAUGCUAAAUAGUUUCCUAGACGAUGAUAACCCUGGAGGUUAGGGAGGGAUCUCAAAUGUUCACAUUCUUGAUGACUAUUCGGAUGAAGAAGACAAUGAUAAACAAGUUGGCAAGAAAAGAAAGAAAAAGUCAAAGAAGUAAUUGUAUAGUGACGAAGACGAAGAUGAUGAGAAGUACUCAACUGAUGGUGAUGUAUAAAAUGAGACAUCAGACAUAGAUGAAGAAACCCAUACAAAUAACAUUAUGAUAUUUGGAAAUGACAAAAGCAGUAGUAACAUUUGUAGUCAGACUUCUGACCUAUAAAUAACAGAAAUAAGAAGUUUGGACACUUCCAAGGAAUUAAAUUUAAGCUUGAAUCCCGAUGUUUUAAUUGAAAAAGAAAAGAAGUCAACUUAUGAUUAACUGCAACGAUCCUGUGAAUCCAAAAUCAACAAAGAAUAUUUUAAAGAGGUGUUUCUUAAUGCUCGUAGAAACUUUAAUGGCGAACACUUGAAAUCGGUAUAUUUAGACAAGAAGUCGAAUAAGUUCUUCAACGUAGAGAAUCUGGCUCUGCACUAUUACGGGCAAAAGCAGAAAUGGAAUGGGGCUCAUGUAGAAAACUCUCUAAUGAAGUACAUGUAUGGUAUAAUGAUGUGGGAUGAGAUAUUUAAUGAUGAUAUACCUUAUGUAUUCUAGACCACCUAUCAAUUCCAGCCACUAGACUUUGACUAUCCUGAAUUCUAUACUCAUAGAAAAAAGCUUAUUGAUGAUAAACUGUAACGUAUAAUAAACAUGCCUAGAAUGGAGAUAAAAAAAUACUUGACAUCAGAAUAUGAAAAGCACAAGAAUUAUCACAAUCCCAUAGUUAACUGGGAUAAUAUAAAGUUAACAAAAGAGAGGAUGGCCUCAAUAGCCUAUUGCAUGGGUGGGCCAUUAAUAGCAAUGUUUUUCGAAAAACUAGCUUAGGAUUUUAAAAAUUGGGGUUAUGGAAUGCCUGACUUGGUUCUUUGGAGAGAAGAUAAAGCAGCCAUUAAAUUUGUCGAAGUUAAAAGUGAGAACGAUAAUGUAAGUGAAUAAUAGAAAUGCUGGAUAUACAACAUUACAGAAUGUGGAAUUGAUGUUGAAGUUUGCUGGAUUACUGAUAAAGUUGAGGGUGUUGAUGUAUUUUGA